GCCUUUCUCAGAGGAACAGACAGUAAGACGAGCUGGUCUGACCAGCGAUCUGCCAGACCGCAGCUGACCACACUGCAAAAUAACUCUGAGACUCAUUCAGAACUGAAAGAAGAUUCUGUUAAGAACAUGGAGGGAUCCAUUUUUAUCCUCCUCCUAUGGUGUCAUCUCCAAGGCGUCGGAGGCCAGAGCUGGACCGUGUUUCUGCCCUAUAGUGUGAAGGGUCUGCAGGGUUCCUGUGUGAGGAUCCCCUGCAGCUUCUGGGUGGCGCCGGGAUAUGAUACUUACCUGGACCGUACAUGUGAAGCCCAAUGGUUAUAUGAUUUUAGGCGAGACCCAGUGUUUGACUCCAGCCUCGGAGGAUAUCCAAACCUCUACCAGGGAGAGCUGGUGGGGAAUCUCCUGACAAGAAACUGCACAACCAUCUUUCACAACCUCCCCGUCUUCAAAUCCAAGCUUUUCUUCAAAAUAAAUUGUCAAAACAAUCUCAAAUACCAAUACACUACUGGCGUUGUGGUCGAGGUUAAAGAUGUGUGGAAUCCGGUCUUGAAUCCAAAAGGCCAAGUGGAGGUUGUUGAAGGCAGGCCAGUCAUGCUUUCCUGCACCGCUCAGAUCCUCUGUCCGUACCGACCCACGCUGUCAUGGACACCAAGCCUUGGAGACACCCAGGAGACAGUGGAAGAUGAGCUUGUGACCUCUGUGCUGACCUUCAAUGCCUCCUCGCUUCACCAUGGACAGAGGAUCACCUGCUCCUCCCUCUACAAGCGCCACACAGGACUAAGCGACGCCUCCUUCGAACAAUAUUUGACCCUCAACGUUUUGUACCGUCCGGACAACGUAUCGGUGAAGUGGCCGUCCAGCCCGGUGCUGGAGGGGAGCUAUGUGCGUCUGAGCUGCAAAGGCUCCGCCAACCCCCCAGUGAACCGCUACGCCUGGUACCGCUCCCGACUGAACCCAGGAACCGAUCAGCGGCCCUCUGAGGGGCCCCUGGGUUUCAGUCGGUCCAUCACCGUGUUGGUCUCUGCAGACGCUCAGUACUUCUGUGAAGUGGGGAACCUUUACGGAGCGAAGAACACCAGCCUGACCCAGAUGGUCGUCCACUAUCCUCCUAGAGAGGUGGAGCUGAGGGCGGAGCCGCAGGGCGGGGUGCAGGAAGGACGGGGCUUCACGCUGAGCUGCUCCGGCCGGGCCUGGCCCUCCUCAAACUACACCUGGUACCUGGCCUCAGCAGGGGCCCCCGGGGUCAGGGUCCCUCUCCCAGACCACGGGGCCAACCUCACGGUGGAGCGGGCAGAGCGACGCCACGGCGGACUCUACUACUGCCUCGCCGGAAACUACCUCGGAGCGAUAGAGUCGGACCCCGUCCACCUGGACAUCCUCUUUGCUGCUGAGAUCCUAAACUCCUCCCACUGUGUGAGGCUUCCCUCUGGGGUCCUCUGCUCCUGUGAGAGCCAGGGGAACCCCGUGCCAACGCUGACCUGGACAUUGGAUGGAGAGGCCGUCGAUCACUCUGCACACCGUCCCAUCAGGGAGUAUCAAACCGGCAACCUGGGAGUCAUGAGUGUCAUCAGCUUGCCCCAAUCAGACAAAGACCCGCCCACUGUCAUGUGUCUCAGCAACAACUCUAUGGGCGACAACCGCUUGGAGUUGGCUUUCUCUAAAAGCGAACCUGAUUGGGCAGCCUUCCACACCGUCUCUCUGCUGAUUGGCUUGGCAGCAGGCUCUUUGGUGAUGAUGCUGCUCUGCACUCUGUUCCAUAUGACACUCAGCAGAAAGAAGAGAGACCAGCUAUCAGAAAAUACAAACCACAGGAACCCUUCUGAACUUGCCUUGGCGCUGGUCGAGGAAGCAGAGGUGGUUUACGGGAACAAUGCGGUUCUGGACGUAGUAGGAGGAAAAGAGGAAGAGCUCCAGUACGUUGACCUGAGCUUCAUCUUGCUUCAGGCCCUGCCGGCCGCAAACCCCGGAGUGGACUUAAUCAGAGGAAUGGACUCCAAGACAGAUGAGUACGCUGAGAUCCGUCCGCACCCCACAGGAAGUGGCGAAGGAGAGCCACAGGAAGAGGAAGUGUAUGCUGAGUGUGUUUCUUACGGCCAAACGAGCGCCGGAGAGGAGGUCAUGGCUGAGGGUUCGCUUAUAGCCGCAAAGGACUCUGAGACGGAGUCGUAACGGGACAUUGCAGAACAAGACUUUGACCCAAAUCUUCACAUCAGCGAAAUGUGUCUUUCGAAAAUAUCAGAAAUCCCCGCCCCUAUAAUGCUCAUUUAGAUGCCUCAAGAAUGCUUUGUGAAAUUAUUUGUACAGAAUAAUGGAUAAAUAAUGCGUCUUUGUAUCAUUAAUCAAAUAAUUAAUUUCAUCUUUCUUAUAUAGAAUUUGUACAUCUUUGAAAGAUGAUAGACACAAUAUUUGUUUUAUAUCACUUCUUUAUUUAUAACCGUAGCCUGUAUUUGUGUAUGUUAUAUAAUUAGUCAGUUACAUUGCGAUUCUUGCAGCAUAAUGGUACAAUUCCACUGUUUCACUCAUAAAGGUAUGCAAUGCUAGCUCCAGUAAAACACUGUUUGUGUAAUGGUGAGGAGUUUUUUUUUCCUGCUAGAAAGCAGAAGCAAGACACAGUGACGCAGUUCCUGUUGUCUCAUGAUCCAGCACCCACAUCACACCCUGUAAACCACACUCAGGAAUCACACAGUGUAUUUGGGGACAUCAACGCUUGAUGUUGAGAGGGUCCCAGUUCUACCAAACUGACCGGUGAAGCUUCAGUAAACCCUUAACCAGGUAUUCUGCGUGAAGUGGCAGAUCAUCCCUUGCUUAAUAGAUAAAUUCCCUACAGAUAGAUUCCCAACAACAGGAAAUGCGUGUUAGGGUUCAGGGAUUAACUGAAACCCUGACCUGAGCUGUUAAGCAUGCACGUUAAAAUAAGAGCUGCAAUGAUGCUUAGCAUAUAGAACAGAACAAAUAGUACCACAUUCUGCUCCUCUCCUCAAACCGUGGUAGGCCUUCUCAUUUUCAAUUCUUCCUCAUCUUGUAGUCUUCUUGGUCUUCCUGGUCUUGGUCUUCUUUGCCAUGAAGGUGACCUGGGAAUAGUUGAGCUCGAUGUCCACCAUCUGGUUGUCCUCCUCGUCCAGGUUCUCAUAGUUCUUUGAAUUAUGACAUAGUUUAAGUAUUAUGGUGGGCUUCAUUCUGUGGAAAGUUCUAAGUGUACCGAAUACAUGAACAGCCACAGACGAUGUGGAUGUUAACUUUGUGUUUUUAAAGUAGUUAGAAUGCCUUUACUGCUCCUCGCGAUGCUGUCCGGGAAACGUUAAUUAGGUAACGGCAAGACUGGUCUCUUUAGGUCACUGAGGAACAAUGCAAGACAGCAUAAAAUAUGAAAUUGGCAUGUGGACUGGAAGGAAAACUGACCUUGUUGGCUAUUUUUGAAUACACAUCAUUUUCCAUCGCUGCUGGUGGGGAACACCCUUGACUCCUCGAAAACAAAAUGUUCUCAGAACCUAAUCUUUUAGAAUAAUGAUGUAAUAUAUCAUCCUUAACCACAUACAGGAGGUCAAAAUCAAGAUACUCACAGGCCCUGAGUAGGGAAGUGCAAGGAAGCAUAGUUUACUUCAUCGCCUGCAUAGCUAUGGUCCCCUCUGAUUGGCUGUCAGAAAGAGAAAUACAUUUAAAAAAGUUUAAACUGAAUCCAUGUUUAGACUGCUACACCACAAACAGACCAGAACUAAUGUGAAUCCUUCAUCCUCCUCAAUUGGUUUCCUGAAUUGUAUUCAAGUGCUUAUAAGUUGACUGGCGGCCACAAGUGUAAAUCAAACCAAUCAGGGCAGAGGAAAGAGGUUGUUUACAAUCCUUUUUCAAGUAACUUACAACUUCAGAAUUUCCAAACUAAAAUUGCAAGAAAAGCAACGUAAAAAUUAAGAAAGAAAUUCAUUAAGAGUUGCCAUAACCCUUAGAUCUCCAACCUCACACACCAAAGCAGAGGAGUAUAAAUGCGUCUCCAGCCCAAAUCUCCUGGUAAUAGUUAUUCUGCUAAAAUUAUUGUGUGCAUUUAUCUUCCACCGCACCUGCUUUCCAGUAGGCAGCUUGACUGUACUGUACACUGUGUCGUUAUCGGACCUGUACAGAGACAUUGACAUCACAAUAUUAAAGCAGUAGACACUGGCUAAAUACACAGUGGACUUAC
Messenger RNA from Gadus chalcogrammus (walleye pollock), 4168 nucleotides. Its product is annotated as myelin-associated glycoprotein-like. The coding region runs from base 127 to 2166 and encodes 679 amino acids. The transcript has 10 exons. The record is from RefSeq and is a predicted model, not a curated record. NCBI's taxonomy places the organism in Eukaryota, Metazoa, Chordata, Actinopteri, Gadiformes, Gadidae.